UAUUCAGAUCAGUUUGCGAAAUUCUCACCAUCAGCGCCGUGCCCACGCCUGGCGCCACCUCUUGCCUCUUCCCUCUUUACUGCAAUCUUCCCUCUAUGAAGUCUCGGUAGCAACAUCUUCGAAAAGUGAGCGGCGUGGGUUGCGCUUUCGUCCAGUUUCCGAGCGUGAAAAGCGAGGCAAGAGCCACGAAAUGGCUACAACCACGGGAUCUUUCAUCGCUGGAGGCAUUGCGGCGUGCGGUGCUGUGACGGUUACUCACGGAUUCGAGACGGUCAAGAUCCGGUUGCAAUUGCAGGGAGAGCUCCAGUCAAAGAAAGAGGCAGUGCGGUUAUACAAAGGCGUGUUUCACGGCGUUGGUGUCAUUUUGAAGAAUGAAGGACCCCGGGGACUGCUGCGAGGACUAGGAUGUGCAUAUGUUUACCAGAUGACCCUCAACGGCUGCCGGCUGGGCUUCUACGAGCCGGUGCGCAAGACGAUUACCAACGCCGUUUACAAAGACUCGUCCGUCCAGUCCUUCGGCAUCAACCUCUUCUCAGGCGCCGCAUCAGGCAUCCUCGGCGCCGCAGCCGGCUCGCCCUUUUUCCUCGUCAAGACGCGAUUACAAUCCUUCUCGCCGUUCCUCCCGGUCGGCACGCAGCACCACUACAAGAACGCGAUAGAUGGCAUGAGGCAGAUAUGGCACCAUGAGGGCGUGAGGGGUCUAUACAGAGGUGUAGUGCCAGCAAUGGUCCGCACUGGCUUUGGUAGCUCCGUACAGCUGCCUACAUACUUCUUCGCAAAGAGGCGGUUAGUUAGGCAUCUUGGGAUGGAGGAGGGAAUGCCACUACACAUUGCAAGUAGCACCGCUAGCGGCUUCGUCGUCUGCUGCGUUAUGCACCCUCCGGACACCGUUAUGUCGCGAAUGUACAACCAAACAGGCAACCUCUACAGCUCAGCGUUCGACUGCCUGUACCGGACCAUCAAGACGGAGGGAGUUCUGGCCGUGUACAAGGGCUACUUCGCGCAUCUUGCGCGCAUUCUCCCACACACAAUUCUCACCCUUACGCUUGCCGAGCAAACGAACAAGCUGAUGAGGAAAGUCGAAGACAAGAUACUCUCGCCUGAGAUGAAAGCGAGGGUAUAGCCCGCCAGUACCGAACGCUUAGCCAUCAUCUGCUGUAUAGAUUUGUACAUAUACCUCGGUUCUUCGAUUCUUCUUGCAUAGCGGGCAAAGACCAGGCGGUCCGGGCUCUCUUUCGUCAUUCGGGCUGCAUACUUG
Trematosphaeria pertusa is the source of this 1258-nucleotide messenger RNA. Its product is annotated as mitochondrial carrier. Bases 191 to 1123 code for a protein of 310 amino acids. The transcript is spliced from 5 exons. NCBI's taxonomy places the organism in Eukaryota, Fungi, Ascomycota, Dothideomycetes, Pleosporales, Trematosphaeriaceae. The record is from RefSeq and is a predicted model, not a curated record.